Drosophila busckii is the source of this 2616-nucleotide messenger RNA. RefSeq names its product vacuolar protein sorting-associated protein 33A (gene car). Bases 229 to 2067 code for a protein of 612 amino acids. Gene Ontology annotation, cellular component: CORVET complex; lysosome. Lineage: Eukaryota; Metazoa; Arthropoda; Insecta; Diptera; Drosophilidae. Gene Ontology annotation, biological process: intracellular protein transport; vesicle-mediated transport. The record is from RefSeq and is a predicted model, not a curated record. The transcript is spliced from 2 exons.
CGCGCAGCUGGCAACCCUAGCGCCCCCUCAGCUGUGGUAAUUACAACAACAAUGAGUGGGCGGUGCAACGGUGCCUGCAGGAAAAUAACACGGAUUGCAUCUAAACAACCACCCACUCAUCAACCCAACUGCCCACGCACGAAAUUCUGGGAAGUAGCUCAAAUCUAUUUAUAGCUCUCAGCAGCCGAAGUGGCACUUGCAGCGUAGCUGCACAAUCAAAAGUCAGAUAUGUUUCCCCACUUGAAGAGUGCACGAGUGAACCUGCAACUCCUGCAGGAGGCUGCUUGUCGCCAGCUUGUACAACAACUGACCUUGAUUGAAGGCUCCAAGGUUAUUGUUUUAGAUGACGCAAUGAUCGGUCCUUUGGGUCUAAUAACUAAGCCCAAGCUAUUUUCGGAUCGCGGCAUACGUCUUUUGCCGCUAAAACCGGAGAUUCGCGUACCCAAGGAGAUACGCAAUAUUAUUUAUAUACUGCGCCCACAGGUGUCCCUGAUGGAGACUCUUGUGACGCAGGUAAAAGCUAACAUGUUGAAUGGCCGUCAAUUUCAUUUGUAUUUCGUACCGCGGCUCUCGUGCUUGUGCAUCAAGCAACUUGAGAAUAAGGAUGUGCUUACCGCAUUUGGGCGCAUCGAUGAGCUCCCUUGGAAUUUUUUUCCGCUUGAGUACGAUGUAGUGAGCAUGGAAAUGCCGCACUCCUAUCGCGAGGUGACCAUUGAAGGCGAUUUCAGCUGCCUGUUCCAGGCAGCUACUGGGUUGGUUCAACUGCAGCGUCUAUACGGGCGCAUACCGAAGAUCUAUGGCAAGGGUGUGCAGGCACAACUGGUCUGGGAGAAGGCCAAGCAGCUGGCUAUUGACGAGAAGACGCUCUACAAUGCCGACAGGGGCGCUAUAGAUCAGCUCAUUCUGUUGGAUCGUGGCAUAGAUCUGAUGUCAACGCUGGCCACUCAGCUAACAUACGAGGGUCUUAUCGAUGAGUUCUACGGCAUACGUCAGAACCAAUUGUCGCUACCGGGGGAGCACUUCUCCUCCUAUAAUGCAGCCGACAUGGCCAAUGAUUAUGGCACUGGCGUACAGGAGCGCUUGCUGGCCACCUCGGAUCGCAAGCUCAUCAUGCUGCAUUCGGGCGAGCAUUUGUAUUCGGAGCUGCGCAACAGGAACUUCAAUGAGGUACGCAAUGUGUUGGCUCGCAAAGUGCGUGAGAUUCAGUUGCACAUGAGCGUCAGCCGCGAGGAUCAGUCAGUGCAGGAGAUCAAGGUCUUGGUAGAGCGCUUGCCGCAGCUGAUGAAGCUUAAGGAAGCAACCUCGGUGCAUACCACCAUUGCCGAGCUUAUCGAUCGCCAGAUCAAGGUCGACUCCUUCGGUGAAGAUUUGGUCGCCGAGCAGGACUAUAUGAACUGCGAGGACAUUGACAGGCCCAGCGCGUACAUUGAUGAUUUAAUCGCGCGUCGCACAGACUUGCGCACUGUGCUGCGUCUGAUUUGCAUGCAGUGCGCUGCCGGGUCAGGCUUCAAGGAGCGCGUGCUCACCCAUUACAAGCGUGAGCUUGUCCACGUCUAUGGGCUGGAAGUGCUGCUGACCUUGCGCCAUCUGGAAAAGGCCGGGCUAAUUCGCUUGCAAACCGAGUCCCGUGCUUAUGCUGUCUUACGCAAGACAUUGCGUCUAACGCUUGAAGGGAAUCCUGAGAUCAAUCCGACGGACAUCAGCUAUGUGCAUAGCUUCUAUGCUCCGUUAACUGCACGUUUGGUGGAGCACUCGCUCCGUCCAUUGGGUUGGCAAACGCUCAAGAGUCAGAUUACCAAUCUACCGGGUCCGACUUUCGAGGAUUUCCAGGUGCAGUUGAUUGGCAUAGGUGGUCGUCAUGCAGCAGCUGCUGGCUCUAAAGGGGAUGGCUAUAUGUUGCAUUCGCGUCGUGUGGUCCUGGUUUUCAUUGUAGGUGGGAUAACUUUUGCCGAAAUUGCAGCGCUGCGCUUCUUGGCCGCUCAGGAGGACAACAAUGUGGAGUUUUUGAUUGCCUCUACCAAGAUAAUCAAUAAGCACACAUUCCUCGACAGUUUGAUGAGCUCUUGAAAGGAGCGAUUAAGCCGUUUGGAUGCAUUCCGCUUGUCCAAGAGCUUGGGAGCUGUAUCCGAUCUCGUUAGGUCGAAAGAGAUGGCAGAGUGUGAAAACCAGAGAUUAUUAAUAAGAGGACGUCAAGAGCUUGAGAAAAUAUUGUUAAGCAAGAAAAAGAAAGUUACUUUUCGACUAUCUUACACCCCUACAAACGUUUGAAAAUGUAUUUUUGAAUAACCCAGCAGAGGUCUAUAUACAAACAUACAUAUAUUUAUUCAAUAUUCAACAUAUAGAUAUCCUGUGAGAUAUCAUUUAUAUCUAUGUGUGUAGUUUGAAUUCCAAUAACAACAUCUAUUGUCUGCUGUUUUUAAAAGGUAUUAACCGCAGCAUCUUAUAUACUUAAACAUUCGGGCUUUGCGAGCUUUUGCGAACUUAUCAGUUAUAUUAUAUAUCCAAUAUGCGUUUAUGCUUGGAAAAUGAUUAGACGUCUCUAUUAAUCCGUAGACAUUUAUCCAAGUAUACAAUAUACAAAAUAUCAAAUAACCAUGUAUACAAUAUACAAAAUAU